AAUACAUAUAAGUCUUGUUAGCUGGUGCGUGCAAGUGCGACAAUGGGUUCCUCAAAAGUAGGGAUAGGUGGAGCAAGCGAGCGCCGCAAUCUCUAAGUGCAAUACCUACGCAUUGCUCUGUCGCGAAUACUCGACAAGCACGCACUACACUACUACUUCUAAUAAUAUAGCGUAUUGAGAGUACCAAGGAGAAACAGCACCCGCUACAACUUCCUGUAUUUCGGUGUCGGUUACCAAUCGUUAAAAAUGCACGAUACCGUCAGACUCUCCCAAGUCUAAGUAUCGUUGGUUUCGCGUGAGAUUAGUACAUUUCAUUUAAGAAAUUGACAAAAAUAGCUAGAGUGACGUAUGAUGGAUGGAAAAUCGAGAAGCACAGCGGUUACUGCGUUAAAGUACAAAAUUGCUCACUCAGAGAAAUUCGGCAGGUAUUUACAAGCGGCGAAGGAUUUAAGAGCAGGCGAGGUAAUAUUUCGAGAAACACCGAUUGCUGUUGGACUGUUAACUUCCAGCAAUAAUCCGGUAUGUUUUGCGUGUUUGCGUUUGCUGCCAAAAAUCAAGAAAGAAGUUCAAUACGUUUGUUCGAAAUGCAAUGUUGUACCUUUAUGCGAUGCUGCCUGCGAGAAACAAUCAAAGCAUCAUACGCUGGAUGAAUGUCAUAUUUUCAAAAGCAAUAAAGAUUUAUUAAUAAAUAAUAUAGAGAAUAUCACUGGUGUGUUAUUACCUUUGAGAUUAUUGCUCUUAAAACAAAGGGAUCCAGAAUCAUGGAAACGAGUCGAAUCUAUGGAAACUCACAUAGAUAAGAGAAGAAACACCUCGGUUUGGAAAGAGAGAGAAUUAGGUGUUAUAAACGUGAUGAAAUCACUUAAUUUAAUUUCUGAUGAUCCAUCUAUUUUUGAGCUUCUACAAAAGUUGUGUGGAAUUUUAGAUGUAAAUUCUUUCGAGCUUAGAUCUCCAGGAGGUCUAGAUAGUCUGCUUUUACGAGGUUUAUAUGUGGAGGCCUCCCUGAUGGCUCAUGACUGCAGGGGAAACACUCAUCUAACUGUGGAUGACACUUUUCACCUUUCUGUAUACGCUAGUUUGCCGAUUCAAGAAGGCGAUGUCAUUUUUUUCAAUUACACUUCAUCACUUUUGGGAACCAUAGGUAGAAGAGAACAUUUGCUGGUUGGAAAAUAUUUUGAAUGCGAGUGUUCGUUAUGCAGUGAUCCUUAUGAAAUGGGGUCGUAUAUGAGUAGCAUUUUGUGCCCACGAUGUAGAGAAGGAUAUAUGGGAAUGCAAAACCCUUUGACAAAGUAUCCAUAUGACAAACCAACGAGGUGGCAAUGCGACAAAUGCAGAACCUCCAUAGGAGGUCGUCUUGUAAGAGCUACUUUAAAUAUAAGCAGGACGUUAAUUGACGAUGUGGAUGAUAACGAUAUUGAAGGACUGGAAACUCUAAUGACGAAAUUAUUAAAAUCUUUUCAUCCAAAUCAUUUUUUGAUGAUAUCUUUGAAGCAAAAAUUACUAGCUGUAUAUAGAAAGGAAGUGGCAACACCAAAUCCAAAGGAAAAGAUUUUACAAAGAAUGUCGGAUAUAUGUAAACAAAUGUAUGAUGUGUUAGAGAUAGUUGAACCAGGAAUAUCUCGAUUGAAAGGAAUAAUGUUACACGAAAUGCACUUAAUAUUAGUGUUGUUAGCGAAACGCGCAUAUUCUGCAGAAGAAAUUUCUUCAAACGAAUUGGUUUUACGUUUAGAAGAGGCCGAAUGUGUCUUGAAAAAAUCCUUAAAAAUGCUUCUUCUGGAACCAAUAGACACACCAGAAGGAAAAUUAGCUAAACGUGCUUUACAAGAAUUAAAAGUAUUAACUCAGAACAUAGUCGAUGUUAAAACUAUUACUGUAACCCAGAAUAUUCGUAGUUAUGAUAAAAAGAAGUUACGCAAAAAUAAAUCUAAUAAAAGAAAAUAA
Messenger RNA from Eufriesea mexicana, 1941 nucleotides. Its product is annotated as protein msta. The coding region runs from base 349 to 1941 and encodes 530 amino acids. The record is from RefSeq and is a predicted model, not a curated record. Lineage: Eukaryota; Metazoa; Arthropoda; Insecta; Hymenoptera; Apidae. Gene Ontology annotation, molecular function: protein binding. The transcript has 9 exons.